Colletotrichum phormii is the source of this 672-nucleotide messenger RNA. RefSeq lists its product as uncharacterized. The transcript has a single exon. The record is from RefSeq and is a predicted model, not a curated record. Gene Ontology annotation, molecular function: transferase activity. Lineage: Eukaryota; Fungi; Ascomycota; Sordariomycetes; Glomerellales; Glomerellaceae. Bases 1 to 672 code for a protein of 223 amino acids.
AUGGCUUCCAAUCUCUGGGGUACCAUCAAGGCUUUCGUCUCAGACAGGAGGAGCACAAACAAGCCCACGGAAAAGACAUCGCCAAACUACGAAAAGCUCAUACGUCGCGCAUCUCAGCGACAUGAUCACCUGCAGUGCCAUAGAAAGCGGCCGGUUACCAAGGAAAACCACCCCAACCAAUACUAUCAGCAACGGGUGUUCACUCCCGAGGACGAUAGGAAGAUGUGGAAGACACUGUUGUUACCCAGCUGCGAGAGCAAAGAGGAGAAAGAGAAGAGAGAGCGGGAGGAGGAGUCCAAGUACCUCCUUGACUUGAUCACUCGGAUGCCUGUCCAGAGUACACCCUGCAGUGGAGAUGAGCAAGUCAAGGAGGACGAGCAUGUUCAGAUCGAGAAGCAUGUUCAGGUCGAGAAGCAUGUUCAGGUCGAGGAGCAUGUUCAGGUCGCGGAGCACGUUCAGAUCGCGGAGCACGUUCAGAUCGCGGAGCACGUUCAGGUCGCGGAGCACGUUCAGAUCGCGGAGCACGUUCAGAUCGAGAAGCAUGUUCAGAAAGACGAUGAAGAGAAGAAAGACGACCAAGAGAAGAAAGAAGAUCCACACGUCUGGUCAGCCGAAGUCGAAGCUGAACUUGCGUUACUCGACUGGGACGCACUUGGGUUGCUUGAUAGGUAG